AUGCUGAGAUUCGGCAUCAUCUUCCUGCUGCUCGUCGUCGCCUACUCGCCCGAUGCCGCGGCGCUUGCUGCUGGAAGUCGGGCCCGUCGCUUGGCAGCUGAUGAGGAAUGCGUUGAGCGGCCGUUCGUCUGCUACACGUACGAGUGGUUGGCUGCCAAGGGAUUGCCGCACGAUCGACCGGCUGCCUUUGAGAAGAAGUGUACGCCAUGCCCGCUCACGCCGUGCAACAACCCCGGAACUCUUGCGCCAAAUGGGGUCGUCUGGCCCAGGGUGAUUUGCGACCCGACCGCGCUCUUCUGUGAGGAAUUUCCCACGGAGGGCGACGCCGUUAAGCCAAGCUGCACCAAGCCCGCCGCAUAUGAAGAUAAGGUGGCUGGCGGAAGCGGAAGAGGCGAGAAGAAAUACGGGCUGCUGCCUUUCAACCUCUGCACCAGGGACAUGUUGGCCAAGGGAACGUGUCCUGUUGAAUUUCUCGAGGGCAGCGUCCCAGACGAGUUGAAGACGAUCGGCGAUGCCGUGCCAGCGACGUGCGUCAACGCGUGCGUCUACAAGGAGAAGGGAUCGUCGGCCGACUACGCUGAAUGCCAAGUGCUCGACAUUGUCGAUCGCCAGGACGAGACGGACAUCAAGUCUGGCCCGUACGCCUCGUUGAUGUCGGCCGCCGAGAGCUUGAAAUAUGCUGGCAAAGAAGAGACGACUGUUGACGACACCAGCGAACCGCCCAGCACGGAGGAGUUGUGCACGAUUGAACCUACAACACCUCCGCCGACGGUGCCUGAAGGAGAUGAAGGCCCAGACUACGUGAUCAUAGCUUCAGUCGCUGGCGGUGUCGGAUUCGUGGGGAUCGUUGCUGCGGUCCUCAUCUGGUACUUCGGCUGCAAACGGCGAGGUGGUGGGAAGAAGCCAGUCAGCCCGGAGGACCCUGCUCCAACGCCUUCCCCGGAUGGCGUUUCUGCUGACGCUACGAGCACGAAUGCCGCCUCGGAGAAGGACGGCAGCGUCGCCGAGGCGGCCUCGCCAGCUUCGACCGCG
This is a messenger RNA of Mesorhabditis spiculigera, 1032 nucleotides long. NCBI's taxonomy places the organism in Eukaryota, Metazoa, Nematoda, Chromadorea, Rhabditida, Rhabditidae. The record is from the annotation of a GenBank genome assembly.